AUGUCUGCCUCAUCCUUCCUACCAACAGUUGACUUUGAGCAUCUCUUUGGACUUGUUCCAGUUCCCCUCGAGCAGGAACCUGAUUCCAACAUUCCUAAGCCAGACUCUUCUCCAAUCACUUUCUUUGACAGACACUUGAAUGACUCUUUAAUUCUCAAAAGAGUCACGGUUCUACCCUCCCUUAUAUCCACACUUUCGGAAAACCUUGACGAUUACAUUUCUACGUUCAAUUCUGAGAAUGAAUCAUUCUCUUCUCCCCGUCUUUACCUCAGUCCUGCACGAUACAACGGCACAGGAUCCCCAAAGAAUGCUACCGACGUCGCUGAGCGAUAUCGUUACAGCUCGAGUACCUUCUUGCAGGCGGCCUCUAUUCUCGUUGUUCAUCCGGGUCAGCCUGACCUCAAGACAGUGUUUAGGAUGGAAGACGGACGUCCAGGAUCUCCCAUGGGAUUUCAUACACAAAAGUAUUCUCUCACGUAUAAAACCUAUGCGAAAGAGGACCUCGCUAAGUUGCUGGAACCCUGGGACCUGGAUCGGAAGACACUCAUUCUGUCUAUGUGGGACCAUUUGCCCACACUAGCGAUCUGGGACGUAUACGCGCUCUCCGGGGAAUCUAUUUUGGAUGAUAUGUCGGGCUUAGCUGCUCUUGACAUCUUCCCUUGGAAGCAUUGUGGCACGUCGGGACACCGACAAUUUACGAGUUCAGCCCGUGUAACACGGCCAGACGUGUCAAAGUAUCUGUGGGAAACGGCGCCCGUACCAUCGGCCCCGACUCAGACUGAUACCGUCCACCCACAACUUGCUACCCCCAAAAUCACUGUUCCCAGAUCUGGACAUGGGACGUCAAGAUACAAAGAGAAUGUCGCAGAUUUCAUACAACGAGCCUGGGCGCGCGCUGUCCACUCAGACUCGACCUUUAUCAUAUUCGAUUGCGGAGACUUUCUCAGAAUCGGCGUUCGACACCGGAAAACCCAAACGCUCUAUAUAUCUGAGCUGGUUGAUAUUUGCACUUGCUCCAAUCCAACCUUUGGAAAGCUCAUGGUGGCAAUCAACGUGGCGAUAUUACGCGAUGCUAUCGAACGCGCCCCACUCCUUGACCCGAGUUUGGUCAAACACAAGCAGCUACAGACUGGCAAGUCCCGCAAACGACAACAGGAUGCUAACGAAGCAGAUAUCCCCGUCAGACGUUCCCGUCGUAAACUGGGAGAGACACCGGUCGAUGAAACUGCACCCGAGGUAAGUCAUAGAUUUCAUACAGCUUCCCCCUACUCAGCGAUCCUACCACAGGAGAUAAUAAAUGAACUUCUCACUCGAAACAUAGCUCUUCUCUACUUGCAGCACGAGAAUUAUUAUUCUAGUUCGCCUUCGUUCUUUAGACGGCCAAAUAGCCUUGGUCGACAGCGUUCGUAUCACUACGCUAACUGUUUUACUCUUCUUGUUGGGAAGAAAUUAGGUCAAGGUGCCAUCGGGCAGGUACACGAAGCUCAAGUCUUGAUGGAUAUGCCUUCUGGAAGUAUAGCGCGCUAUCCAAAAAAGGUUAUCGUCAAACUUGCCCUCUCUGGAGAACAGAAUGAGAGGUUACGUCAUGAGUAUUCGAUAUACCGACGUCUCCUAUAUGGGCCUGUGCCCGUUGCGGCAGGAGAUAUUCCUAGAGCUUUUGGAUAUUUUGAGGACGUUGAGUCCGAUACGGGAGCUCUAAUUUUGAGCUAUAAUGGCCAACCGUUGGCACAUCGCUCAGAUCCACCCGCCUCCGGAAUCACUGUCUCUGAAGAAGAAAGGGCUACAUUACUCCGAAUACUAGAGAGCAUCCAUGCAGCCGGCGUUGCUCAUGGAGACAUCCGAUCGUGGAAUAUGGUUGCUGAUGAGGAAGGAAACCUCUCUAUAAUUGACUUCGAUAGGGCAAAAUACAGGGGCCAUAGAGCACAGAUGGAAGCCGAGCGCAAACGCCUAGAAUAUCUACUAGACGGUGAGCCUAUCGAUGGCUUCUCCGUGACGAGUUAUGAGGCAUUGACAACAAGCGACGAGGUGUCUUAUUGAUAGUAAGCCUAGUAUCCAUACUAUAUAUAUCAUCCUUCUAUCCACCUUAACUGUGACAACCCAGCGUCGCAUCAUUUUCUUAAUGGUCGGAGAGGGACUGGUACUCUCAGUGAAUUUGGAGGAGAAUGCCUUUGGCCUCCAUGUCUGCUUCUCUACCCUCGGAGAUACGACCUGGUGGUUGUCGGUUUUUUCUCUCUUGUGAUCUACUACAAAUCUUGCAUCGACCUCUUCAGCCUCCCUGUCCCCGCCGAUCCUUCUCGAAUACCGCUGGUUCUUUGCACUGAUAAGCGUCGAUGGUCUUAAUUUCCCCAACUAAUCAUGUGGAUGUCUCACUGUUCCUUCUUUUCUUGCUCGUUCCUUGUAACAAGAAU
Molecule: messenger RNA, 2408 nt
Organism: Desarmillaria tabescens
Lineage: Eukaryota; Fungi; Basidiomycota; Agaricomycetes; Agaricales; Physalacriaceae
Exons: 4
Coding region: 1-2037 (678 amino acids)
Biological process (GO): protein phosphorylation
Molecular function (GO): ATP binding; protein kinase activity
Source: RefSeq, a predicted model, not a curated record